Akanthomyces muscarius is the source of this 720-nucleotide messenger RNA. RefSeq lists its product as uncharacterized. Gene Ontology annotation, biological process: C-terminal protein methylation. The transcript has a single exon. Gene Ontology annotation, molecular function: protein C-terminal S-isoprenylcysteine carboxyl O-methyltransferase activity. Bases 1 to 720 code for a protein of 239 amino acids. The record is from RefSeq and is a predicted model, not a curated record. Gene Ontology annotation, cellular component: endoplasmic reticulum; membrane. Lineage: Eukaryota; Fungi; Ascomycota; Sordariomycetes; Hypocreales; Cordycipitaceae.
AUGGAUACUGAGUACUCUCUGCGCCAGCUCUCCUUUUCCGGCGCAGUCCUCGUGGCCGGCUACCUCACGGUGCGCGUCAUCCUCCCGCCGAACCGCACGCCGGCGGACCGGGCGUGGCGGACCGACUCGCUCUGGUUCGCGCGCAGCACCGUCUUGGUCAACCUCGCGGCGGCCGCCAUGUCGCUUCUCAUCCUCUACCACGCCGCGCUGGCCGCGGCCCCCGCGGCGACGCGGGCCAGGCUCCUCUGCCCGGCGGGCGGCGACGCGCAGCGCAACCCGGCGCUCUUCACCUGGACGCCGCUGACGGCGGCCGCGCUGCUCGCCAUCCUGGUCGGGGCGCCGCUGCGCAUGGGCGCCUUUGGCGGCCUGGGCGAGAGCUUCACGUUUGGGCUGACCCGGCCGCGCGGCGGGCUGGUGACGACGGGCCUCUACGCGCACGUGCAGCACCCGAGCUACACGGGCAUGGGGCUGGUGGCGGCGGCGUGCGGCGCCGUGUUCCUGCGGCUGGACGGCGGCGCCGCGGCGUGCCUGGUGCCGGCGAGGUGGUGGCCGCUCGUGCGGGAAUGGAGCGCGGCGGCGUGUGCAGGGGCUGGGCUGCUGGCGGUGCAGCAGAUGGCGACGAGGGUGCGCCAGGAGGAGGCGAUGCUGAGGGAGCUGUUUGGCAAGGAGUGGGAGGAGUGGCACGCGAGGACGAAGAGGUUUGUCCCAGGGUUGUUUUGA